This is a messenger RNA of Saprolegnia diclina VS20, 365 nucleotides long. RefSeq lists its product as hypothetical. Bases 1 to 288 code for a protein of 95 amino acids. The transcript has a single exon. NCBI's taxonomy places the organism in Eukaryota, Oomycota, Saprolegniomycetes, Saprolegniales, Saprolegniaceae. The record is from RefSeq and is a predicted model, not a curated record.
AUGUGCAACGUCGCCGAGCACCCGUCGUACCCCGAGAUCGGCCGCCGCAACGACGACAACAACAACAAUGACAACAACAACAACAACAAUGACAAUGACAACAACAACAACAACAAUGACAAUGACAACAACAACGACGAUAUGAACCCGACGGCACCGCCCAACGACCAGUGCAACGGCUGCGAUGGCUGCUACUACCCCUACCACGGUGUGUGCCAGCAAGGUUACGACGCCGGCAACUGCCAAAUGCUUGCGCCGUACUACGGCACGGUCUGGUGCGGCAACUAAGUCGUGGAUCAAGGUCCCAGCGUCUCGAAGAGUUUUGCUUCCAUGAGGUUGUAACGCCACAACGUAAUGCAUGCGUG